Messenger RNA from Fundulus heteroclitus (mummichog), 6757 nucleotides. RefSeq lists its product as uncharacterized. NCBI's taxonomy places the organism in Eukaryota, Metazoa, Chordata, Actinopteri, Cyprinodontiformes, Fundulidae. The coding region runs from base 265 to 6165 and encodes 1966 amino acids. The record is from RefSeq and is a predicted model, not a curated record. Gene Ontology annotation, biological process: negative regulation of gene expression, epigenetic; protein localization to heterochromatin. The transcript has 28 exons. Gene Ontology annotation, cellular component: nucleoplasm; heterochromatin. Gene Ontology annotation, molecular function: chromatin binding.
UUCCCGAGGAAAGCCUCCAGAGUUAAACUGAAGUACCGUCGUUUCUCCGGCAGGUGGCAGCAAAGCAGCAUCUAAUGAGCCAGGCGCAGUGACCGCAGAAGAAGAGCCGUUCUCUCAGCCGUCCCGGAAGCAUGGCGCGGGCUGUGAGCUGGGUCGCCUUGCUCCGCUGCGGGCUCCGGAGGUAACAGCGGCGAUCGAGCGAACAAGCGGUCCUUGUUCAUUUAGCGUUCACCUCAGCACAGACGGCUUUAACCGGACACCAACAUGUCCGGCCAGAAGGGCGCCGCGGACCUCCAAGCUAACCUUAGCUUGCGAGACAGCGGACUGCUCGGCGCGUCCCCUGCCCGAGGAAUCUACCCUGCCCCGGGCAGGCUGGGCUCUGCGGCCGCGGGGAGAAUCACGGACCGCAGGAAAUCGGCGCCGGUGGUCCACCAGCGGCAUAUGCCGAUGGAGCCCAAGAAGUUCCACAUACCGAGGAAAAAUAAGGAGAAAACAGCUCUCUUCCAGUCGGUCUCCAGCGAGUCCAGGGAAUAUGAGGACAUGAAGACCAUUCUGACGUCCGGCUUCAUUGACACUAACUCUGCAGGCUGCUUCACUUACAGCAAUCCUCGUCUGGUUCACAGCGAGCUGCAGGAGAAGGAAUUUGUGGAAAAAAGGAGAGAGAUGAAGGCAGAUGGAAGGACGGAUAAGGAGCUGGAGGAGAGCUACUGUUUCCUGCUGACCAAGUCGGUGGAGCUGCCUGUUCUCUGUGAGAAGGGACUGACUGUUGGUCAGAGUAAAUCCACGCUGCUGGGGAACCCGAAUAAAGGCGUGUACCUGUCCAGGUACUCGGAUCUGCUGCAGACAAACCCCCUCGCGCCUGGGACCACUGGGGAGCUCCUCAUCUUCAAGGUGAUCAAGGGGAAAGUGAAGAGCAUGUACGAAAACAUGAAGAUCGUCCAGGACCCGACGCCGCGCUUCGACAGCCACAUCGCCAAGAACGCCAGCAAGGUCACCUCGCUAAGCUGCUACCGCGCCUUCGAGCUCACACAGCAAUACUUCUACGAGUAUUUGUUUGACGAGCUGCGGGAGCGGCCUCGGCAGGUGUGUCCGUACGCCGUCGUCUCCUUCCACGUCAAAGGGAAAGACGCGCCUCUCUCCAUCAAACCUCCGGCACCCAUCAGGUCCAACAGUCAGCUCUCAGAGAGGAGUAAAGAGUGCGCUCACUUCACCGUGUGGAGCGGAGAUUUGGUGAAAAACAAGCGGGUCCUCUUCCAAAUCUCCCUUCGGUGCAGCUCCACUCCCUCUCUGCCCCACCAGCUACCCGAGAAGUUGGACAUCGGCUCCGUUAUGAGUUUCGACGAAGUGACCAAGCUGGUUCCGCCCGGCCUGUUGUCCUUUAACCGCUACAGCAGCAGCAAAGAAGUUGUGACAGAGGGCCUUUACUGCAGUCUGCUGGAGGCGGUUGACAGAAAUCGGUCCAAAGCUAACGUAACGGCGCUGCUGCGGGAGCUGGAGACACAACGACUGGUUCUGGUGAAUCCACUCACAGAUAGAGGUUUCCUCUUCCUGCUGUCCAGCGUUCAGAUGGCCACACCCACAGAAAGAGAAGAGACCUGGAAGAGGAGCCUCCAGGCCUUGUUUGUUUUCCCAGAGUCCAGAGAUGUGUCUGAACUGGCGUCACGGCGUUCCUCCUCCCAGGAGCGUUUGAUCCCCCCCGCCUCAGCGGUGCCGCGGCUCGCCGAGUUUUUGCCGGCUUUGCACCACUCUCUGGUGAAAGCCAAGGCCAACCCUCCCCCUAACCUGUCUGCUGGUGUGGAGCUGCAGACGCAGGAAUACCUGAGGGGCUCGAAAGACGGCAGCGUGCCGCGGUACGCCGUCACCGAGUACGACACCGUUCUGGACAAAGAGGCGAAGCCGUGCCCGCCCUACCGCCGGGUGAACACGGACAGCUACCUGCGCUCUUACCUGUCCAACCCCUCCGUCUACCUGCUGCCGGUGGGCCGGGCCAGGCAGGCCGUGGAGGCGCACUGUGGCCCCGAGCAGCCGCAGGAGAAAACGUCCAGGAGCGACGCCAGGGAGGCGCACGCUCAGAAGAUGCAGCAGCUGCUCGACCAGAUUCUGGCUUCUAAGAAAAACGCGGAGACCGAGGUGAGGCGGGAGGAGGGCGACGGGUUAAAGCUGCCGGAGAGGAAGAGAAAGCUGGAGCAGAAGACGGCGGAGAGGGCGCUUAAAUACUUCAAGGCAUCGCUGGAAACAGGAAGGCCCGACAGGAUUCCUGUUGGAGAAAUCAAAAUCCCAGCAUCCCACCUCUCUUUGCCGUCCAUAAUGGCCUCACUGGGUUUGAAGGAUGUUGAUCUGAGGGAAGACGGAUCCGAAGCAGCAGUCAAAUUCCUCAGACAGCUAAAAGUCCUGGUUCACGCUGCCAAUCAGAACUCGUCUGAAUCUCCGGAGGAAGGACCGAAGGAGUCGAGUCCGUUCGGUCGGCUGGCCAUGAAGCUGGGCCUGCCCGCUCACUGCGACGUUGACCUGAGGAAGCAGGAGGAGCUGGAGGAGCAGACGGCCGGCAGCGUCAGCAGUCUGGAGGGAUUCAGUCCCGGUUCGCACAGCGGGGAGCAGAACCACCACGGUGGACGGGCAGCAGGAGGAGGAGGAGGAGGAGGAGGAGGAGGAAGGCUGGGGAGGAAAGCAGUGGCUAAUGAAGAGCAGGAGGAGGAAGAGUGGGAAAUCCCAUGGGUCCUGAUCCCCAUAACAGGUCUUUGUUCACAGAGAUACUCGCAGGGGGACCGGAACAUCCCGCAGGACCCUCGUUUCCAUCGCCUCGACUCGGCAACCGCCAUCACAACAGCGGCCAAGUCAUGCGGGAGGAGCCCCGCUUCGUCCCCCGAGCGGAGCCCCCCUCCGUCCUACCCGUCCCCCGAGGCCAGCCCCCCUCCCUCCCCCUUCCGGUGCUCAUCGCCCGUCCCCAGCCCGCCCAACUCUCUGUCUCAGUGCCCGUCUCCUGAGCCCAGCCUGCCGCCGUCGCCGUCUCAGUGCCCGUCCCCGGAGCCCAGCCCCCCUUCGUCCCCCUUCCUCUGCCCGUCGCCACAACCCAGCAGCCCCCCUUCCCCUGCCCAGUCCUCGUCACCCGAGACCCGGCCGCUCCAGUCUGCCUCCCAGUGCCGGGCCCUGGCUAACGACCUCCAGCCGGUUAACGAGCCGCAGCGCUUUGUCCCGGAGGAGCUUCCAGGGAUCCACGACGAAGCGGACGCAAAGCUUCAGAGGACAGAAGAGCCGUCGGUUCCCACGGCGAUGGAUCCCUUCACGCCUCCGUCCCCGGCUCUGCCGUGUCGACCUUCGCCGUCCCGGUGCGAAGCGCAGCAGGCAGGAGGAGAAGCGGAGAAGGUGGCGGUUGAACAGGAAACUGAGGAGGCGGAGGACUGUGAGCGAUGCGAGGAGCAGCAGGAGGCUGAAGCGGUUGAGCAGAAACCGAUGAGAGACGUGGAGGAAGCAGACGGAGCCCCGCUGAGAUCCGCUGACGUCGACAGAGUCGUGGACAAACAUCUGGAGGAGUUUUCCUCUGACGUAAAGCUCCUCCUGCGCGGCGAAGGCGUCAGCUACGGCGUCCCUCGGCUCUCGCUCUCGCCUUCCUCGGCGCCGGCUCCCCAGCAGCUGCUGCCGUACGCCUCGCUGGCUCAGUUCUCGCCGUACGUCUCCUUUUACAACCCCUGCCCCCCGGUCGGCGACUACGUCACUUCGCUGCAGGACGGCAUCGCCGGCAUGCUGGCGGAGCUCGAUGAGCGCCGCUCGGCCGGGGCUCCUGUGGACGCCUCGCUGGCCAACACGGUCAGUGACUUUGUGGCCAGCGUCAGAGCGGGCCAGGCGCCGGCAGGUAGAGCCGACGAGGCCCAGCUGCCGGACUCCACGGACUGGAGGAACGCCCCGUCUCCUCGCCGCUCUGCCUGCGGCUCCGCUGUGGGACCUCAGGACAACGUGGCGGUGAGGACGGCUGCUGAAGACGACGGUGGUCUGACGGACCCACACGGCACCGUGGCCGUCCCAGGACUGGGCUGCCAUCCGGAGACGGGCCAGCUGCCCGUCGUUUCUCCCGGCCCCGCCCUGGAGCCCGGCGCAGCGCCCGUCCCGUCAACGACGCACAUAAACUCUGUGAUCGACCAGCUGGAGCCCAACGUGUUAAACAACCUGGUGGAGAUCAUUAAAGACAUCAAGAGGAAGUCCCCGCAGUUCUACGUCCACUGCACAGAGCCAGGAGACCAGGUCUACGAGGAGGUCAAGGAACAUCUGCUGAACCUGGGCAACGUGCAUCAGAGUCCUGUGGACUUCCUACACCAGGACAACACGGACAACGGGCUGCUGGUCAUCAUUAAGAAUAAAGACAUAGCCGCGCACAUUCAUCAGAUCCCAGGCCUCAUGUCUUUGAAGAGACACUCCUCUGUGGUGUUUGUGGGCGUCGACUCGCUGGACGACAUCAAAAACAACAGCUGCAUCGAGCUGUUUGUCUCCGGGGGCUGCAUUGUCUCCGAUGAGCUGGUCCUCAACCCGGACGUCAUCACUCACGAUCGCCUCGCUGCCCUGCUGAAGCUCCUGGAGGAGCACAGUUCUCCGGAGAGCCUGUGGAGGUGGAAGAUUCACUGCAGAACCCACAAAAGGCUGAAGGAACAAGCCAGGUUCCGGAGGGACGCCGCCAACCUGCUGGACCUGCUGUCGGCGUACCAGAAGCGGCAGAUCAUCGAGUUCCUGCCGUAUCACCACUGCGACAUGAGCAACCAGCAGUCGCCGGACCUCGACUGCCUCAUCGAGCUCCAGGCCCGAUACACGCAGUUCCGACACACGGUCUACCUCACCGAGCACCCGUUCGAUAAGUUCCCCGCGUACUCCAACGGGGGCGUCAUCGUGGCCGGGAUCGAGGACAUCCAGCGCAGCUUCAGCCGACUGGUCGGCUGUCACAGCCUCAAGGACAAGCAGCUGUUCGUGGAGGAUCUGCUCGCUCCCAAAGGUCUCAGCAGGCAGCUCGACCACAGAGACUCCGCCCACGACGUCUCCCCGCCUCCUGCCGCCUUCCCGGAUCCCAUCCGCCCCGUCUCCUCCAGCAACCAACCCCGAGAGGCGCUGCCUCUGCCCGGCGCCAGCCUGCCCUACGGCCCCUUCGUGCCCGACCAGAUCGUUCCCGACGCCGGCGGCGGCGAGCGGCUCUCCUCGCACACGAGCAGAGACAUGGAGUUCCUCCAGCAGGCCAUCAAGGAGCUGCGAGCCGAGCGCCUGGAGCAGCUCAAGCAGCUCAAGCUGCAGCAGGCGCUGCUGGAGCUGCAGGUCGAGUCGGACGUCGGCAUCUUCGCCGGUCCCACCGGCGCGGAGGAGCGUCACGGCAGCCCGCCUCCGGGCCCGGCGCCGCACUCUGAGUCGGCCCACCUCGCCCCCAGCAGGAAGGCCGUGGCCGCCGUGCUGGACUCGAUUCACUCUGGGCUGACGCUAGAAACGUGGAAGGACAAGAGGACGGAGGACGGAGUGCAGCCGAGCUCCACGGGGGGAAGAGGGACGCCGGGAAAUCCUGGAGUGGCGGCGGCGUGGACCGGACACUCCCCUCAGAAUAACGCCGAGCCGUCCGGUCAGAGCGCCACGGAUCUCAGUGACCCAACAGAACCCGACAGCGACGGGAAACACGAAGGAAUGGAUCGACAAGAAGAACCUGGUCCGUCCCCGGGUUCUCCUGGAGAGGACGACGUGUCCAGAACGUCCCAGCCCGACCAGGAGCAGCCAGCGAGCGCAGGAGCGGCUCCACAGAGCAGCAGCGACCCAGAGUCCAGAAUCCCCGUCUUGAUGUGUCGGGAUCACGACCCGAAGCCCGCUCAGACCGCGCAGAACCUCCAGCAGAAGCAGCCGGCCCAGAUCCGGCCGUACGGCGUGCCGCCCCAGCCAGGUGUCGGCCUUCGGCCCACUCCACACCUGCCUCAGGUCCACGGCCAGCAUUUCCACCCAGUACCCUUACUGGGGCCCCUGCGGCCUCUGGGAGGACUGAGGGGCCUCUUGCCCCACCCGCAGCUCUGGCCGGGCGGGUUGGGCCCGACAGGCAAUCCCCUGGUCUGGGGCUUCCAGCAGACUGGGAUGGACCUCCUGGGGGGGUUCUACAGUCCUGCAGGUCCGGGCGGAAACGUGUACAGGGGAGGCCCGGCCGGGAGGAGGUUUUAACAGAAUGUAGGGAGGCGUUCUCCAGCAGAACCACCAGAACCGGCCGUCAGCAGAGCAGCAGAGUCUGGGUUCAGUCAAAGGUUGUAAGAGACUGCAGGUGGAACCCAAAACAGACACAGCAGCUUCUUCUUCUUAUUAUUAUUAUUAUUAUUAUUAUUAUUAUCUUAAACGAGCCGAGGGUUUCAGCCACGACUGCUUACAGCAACCAGAACCAGUCCGGAUCAUUUCAGGAAGUCAGUCCAGAAGAAUCAGCAUCGACACUAAUGGAGACGUGUAAAUAUUUAGCCACAUGUAAAUAAAGUGAAACUUUUUAACCCUGACUGACUGACUGACUUCUGCGCCGAUCGGAACCAGGAGCCUCUGGUUCCGGGCGGAGACGGAAACCUGCGAGUUCUGAUGGUUCCAGUCGCCGGCGGAUCAGGUUGCCUUACGUCUUCCAGUGGACACUAAAAAAAAAAAAGUCAUCGUUUGGUUUGUUUCGCUGGGAGCUGCUGCGGUUCCGUCGCUGCAGCGAACAGUUUUAACUUAAGUCGGUUUUUAUGUUUUUGUUUUUUUUCUAUAACAGGUUUUUGUAUUAAAAUCACAUGAAAAA